Molecule: messenger RNA, 1450 nt
Organism: Parus major (Great Tit)
Lineage: Eukaryota; Metazoa; Chordata; Aves; Passeriformes; Paridae
Product: RNA/RNP complex-1-interacting phosphatase-like
Exons: 10
Coding region: 80-1450 (456 amino acids)
Biological process (GO): protein dephosphorylation
Molecular function (GO): polynucleotide 5'-phosphatase activity; protein tyrosine/serine/threonine phosphatase activity
Source: RefSeq, a predicted model, not a curated record
CUCCCUUGUGGGCGUGGCCUCACCGUGCCCCGCGAGUCCGGGAAGUGACGUCACGCUCGGGCGCGACGCCGUCGCCAUCAUGGCGGGCAGGGGGGCCUCACGCGUCCCGGAGCGGUGGACCGACUACAUCCCGCUGGGCUGCAGGAUGCCGGGCACGCGCUUCAUCGCCUUCAAGGUGCCCCUGAAGAAGAGUUUUGAGCAGAACCUCCUGCCAGAAGAGAGAUUUUCCCCCCAUGACCUCAUCAGGAAGGUCAAGGAGCGGAAGGAGGAGCUGGGGCUGAUCAUCGACCUGACGUACACCACGCGCUACUACGGCCGCGAGGAGCUGCCCCCCACACUGAGGUACUCGAAGAUCCUGACCAUGGGACGUGAGAUCCCAAACAGAAGAACCAUUCUGAGGUUUAAUUACCUGGUGAAAAAGUUCCUGACAGACAACAAAGACAAUGAUAAACUCAUCGGGGUGCACUGCACACAUGGCUUGAACAGGACUGGCUACUUGGUCUGCAGGUACCUGAUUGAUGUUGAAGGCAUGGAGCCAAAUGCUGCCAUAGAGUUGUUCAACAAGUCUCGAGGGCAUCCCAUGGAGAGACCAAACUACAUCCAGGAUCUGCAGAGGAGAGCCCUGAAAAACUGUGAGCUGAAGAAUUUGGGCUCGGACCUCUCCAGGAAAAAAGGCAGCGCCCCAGGCAAGCCCCAGAAGCAGCUGGUGAAGCAGCAGCCACCCCUGGCAGUGCCCAGGAGCCCCGGCAGCUCCAGGAAGAAGCAGCAGCCUGGUCCCACGGCUCAGGGACAGCCCCAGGAGCUGGGCCACAGGAACAGGGCCCUGGGGCAGGGACAGCUGGAGCAGAAACAGCGGCAGGAUCAUCUGGAGCAGAGGCAGCAGAAGAAGCUGGAGCAGAAGCAGCGGAAUCAUCUGGAACAAGGGCAGAAGAAGCUGGAACAGAGGCAGCAGAGUUUCCUGGAGCAGAAUUUCCCGGAGCAGAGGCAGCAGAAUCAUCUGGAGCAGAAUCAUCUGGAACAAAGGCAGAAGAAGCUGGAGCAGAGGAAGCAGAGGCAGCAGAAUCACCUGGAGCAGAGUUACCUGGAGCAGAAUCACCUGGAUCAGAGGAAGCAGAAUCACCUGGAGCAGAGGAAGCAGAGUUUCCUGAAGCAGAAUCACCUGGAGCAGAAUCACCUGGAUCAGAGUUUCCCAGAGCAGAAUCACCUGGAGCAGAGGAAGAAGAAUCACCUGGAGCAGAGGAAGCAGGGUUACCUGGAUCAGAGUUUCCUGGAGCACACACCACCCUCCCCUUUCCCCCCCAAGAACUUUUGCCUUUCCCCACCCCUCAAGAAGCAGCACAAGGAGCUGUUCCCCACGCAGAUCCCUCAUCCCUGGCCGCCCCAGGAGCCCUCACCUGCCAGGAAACGCCGGCGCAGGAAACACAAACCGCGACAACAAGAAAUAUCCUGA